GGGUGGGGCUCAUUUUAUUGAGAGAGAAAGAGAAGUUGGAUCAUGGCCGGGCUGGUUUACCCUCAGUACCCUGUGUUCCCAGGAUUCAGACACCCCUACAGGCCACAUCCCCCAUUCUACAAGCCCAAGCAGCCAUACUGGAAGCCGCCAUACAAAGGGGCCCCGGGGCCCAUGAAGCCCACUAACCCCCUGGACUGUUUGGAUGGGUACAGGUGGGCUCAGCUGAAGGCCCUGCUUAGCCAGUUGGGCCCAGAGUUUGGCUUGGGCAGACGCUUCACUAGAGAAGUUGGGGUGCAAGUGAACCCCCGGGUGGAUGCGUGUAUCCAGUGCUCACUGGGGCCCCGGACUCUGAAGAGUUUUAAGGGGGGGCCCUUCCAUUUCCAUGCUGUGCCGGGGCAGCACGCCGGCUUGGGCAUCAUUACGCCCGUCAGGUUCCCGCGCACCAUUGCCGUGUAUUCCCGCUUGUCUGACCGUAGGCUCUUCACCGUGCCCACCCAGACCCCCGAGGGAGAGGAUGGGACCCCCAAGGAGUCCAUUGAGGAGGAUGUGCUACUAAGGAGGCCGGCCUUCCAGUUCUUGGAGCAGAAGUAUGGCUUCUUCCAUUGUAAGGGCUGCCAGGUCCGAUGGGAAAGUGCCUACGUGUGGUGUGUGUCGGGGACCAACAAGGUUUACUUCAAACAGUUCUGCCACAAAUGCCAGAAGGGGCACAACCCUUACUUUGUGGAGUCGAUAGAGUGUAAGAAAUGCAAGAAGGCCUGGUGCCCCUGCCCCGAGAGGCGACACAUUGACCUGAAAAGACCUCACUGCCAGGAGCUGUGCGGCCGGUGUAAGGGCCAGAGACUCUCCUGCGAUAAAACCUACAGCUUCAAAUACAUCAUCUAGCCCCGCCCCCUGCACUGUGGGGUGCGACUCCGGAGCAAGGGAAGUGACCUUGUUUUGGGCUUGGGAAAUGGCACGUUGGCUAUAGAAUAGGGUUUUGUACUAUAGUAUCUUUUUCUUUCUGUAAAAAUGAUUUUUGUAAAUAAACGUUGGAACCAGAAUCCAUGAGCCGUUAAAUUGUCUCACGAAUGAACGUAGAAUAUGGCGGAUACUGGGGGGAGGGGGUGGGGUUUCUGUAUAUAAUGUCUGUAUUGCACACAAGCCGCCUUCUAUGUUGUUUAAAGGACCUGAAAGCACUUGUCUAAUAAAAUAAUGGAAUUUGCUGU
This is a messenger RNA of Xenopus tropicalis (tropical clawed frog), 1205 nucleotides long. It is a transcript of the gene zar1l2, whose product is annotated as zygote arrest 1 like 2. Lineage: Eukaryota; Metazoa; Chordata; Amphibia; Anura; Pipidae. Bases 43 to 882 code for a protein of 279 amino acids. Gene Ontology annotation, molecular function: mRNA binding. The record is from RefSeq and is a predicted model, not a curated record. Gene Ontology annotation, cellular component: cytoplasmic ribonucleoprotein granule. The transcript is spliced from 4 exons. Gene Ontology annotation, biological process: negative regulation of translation.